Messenger RNA from Drosophila virilis, 724 nucleotides. RefSeq lists its product as uncharacterized. NCBI's taxonomy places the organism in Eukaryota, Metazoa, Arthropoda, Insecta, Diptera, Drosophilidae. The record is from RefSeq and is a predicted model, not a curated record.
GAUGCUGUCAAAAUGAUACGCUUAAUCCAUAUUGUACUAAAUUCAAUAGUUUUGUUCUCAAUGACGCACGCCUCUAUGCUGGAGUUGGGGCAUGGGACUGGGACGGAUGCCAAUGCCACAAGGGCGGUGCCGAAGCUACUUAGUCGUCAAAAGCGUUAUUUGGCAUUUCCGGAGGGAUCGUCGGUUUCGGCGGCAAUUUGCAUGACCAUCGGUAUGAUUGGUAAUCCCGAUGUGGACUAUCUUAGUUGGGCCGUCAACUGGGGCGUGGCCUAUAAUCUGCCCAAUCAUAAUUGGGUUAAACAGCAUGCACAUGGCUUUGCGAAUCUCACCAAGCCAAUGGUGCAGCGCCGGUCGCGACGCAGCUUUUAUGAUGAGAUACAAUCCUCCUUUGAUCACAUGGGCUUCAAUGGACGUGCCUGCUUGGCUCGUGCGCUCUGCGAGAGUGCCAAGUUUAUGCAUGCUCCCGGCCAGCGAGGCAACAUGUUGGAGGAGUUGGUGCGCACCGUGCUUAGCAUGCCCUCAUCGCCAGUGACGGAGCAUGAGCCGCCGGCUCAUCAUCACUAUGACCUCAUUUAUCGGCGCUCCAAGCGGCAGUCGCGCGACUGCCACGAGCUGUAUCCGGGCUGUCAGUUUUCUCUGUUGGCGCUGGCUCUGGGCAAAUAUGUGGCAGCCCCUGCGCAGUUUACCAAAUAUAAUUUUAUGUGAAUAAAAGUUAAAUAGCUUA